Macadamia integrifolia is the source of this 1508-nucleotide messenger RNA. Its product is annotated as vacuolar protein sorting-associated protein 2 homolog 3-like. The record is from RefSeq and is a predicted model, not a curated record. Lineage: Eukaryota; Viridiplantae; Streptophyta; Magnoliopsida; Proteales; Proteaceae. The coding region runs from base 332 to 970 and encodes 212 amino acids. Gene Ontology annotation, cellular component: multivesicular body; ESCRT III complex. The transcript has 11 exons. Gene Ontology annotation, biological process: endosome transport via multivesicular body sorting pathway; late endosome to vacuole transport; protein transport.
UCGAACAUACCGGUGCUGGCUUGGAAUUGACAUUCCGGUGGAGAGAGAGAGAGAGAAGCGCAGCAAGGUGAAGGGAGAAGAAAGGAGAAGAGAGGAGAAGGGAGGAGAGGGUGCUUGCGUCACCCUCACCUGCCAGCUCAGAGAAUCUUUUGCAUAAUAAAGAACGGCGAUAUCCUCCCGAUUCUGGUCUCCUUCGACUUGCAGGCCAGGCGACCUUUAUGUGAAUACUUCCAUUGACAAUCUCCUAAAUUCUGCAAAGUUCGUUUUCUUUUCCCUCCAGUUUUAGUUCUCCUGUAAGCUCCCUCUAUUGCAGAAGAUCGUUUGGUCGAGAAUGAACAUCUUUGCUAAAAAACCCACAGCGAAAGAUGCGCUUCGUGAGAGUAAAAGAGAAAUGGCUCAUGCGACUAGAGGUAUUGAGAAGGAGAUUGGCGCCUUGCAAUUAGAAGAAAAGAAACUUCUCGCUGAGAUUAAGAAGACUGCCAAAACUGGAAAUGAGGCAGCGACUAAAAUUCUUGCCCGUCAGCUUGUCAGGCUGAGGCAGCAAAUUGCUAAGUUACAAGGUAAUCGAGCUCAAAUGCGCGGUAUAGCAACUCACACGCAGGCAAUGUAUGCCAACACUUCAGUUGCCGCUGGCAUGAAAGGUGCAAGUACGGCAAUGGCAGCUAUGAAUAAGCAACUCAAUCCUGCAAAGCAGAUGAAGGUGAUGCAAGAAUUCCAGAGGCAAUCCGCACAAAUGGACAUGACGACUGAGAUGAUGUCAGAUACCAUAGAUGAUGCAUUGGACAAUGACGAGGCUGAAGAUGAAACCGAUGAGCUCACAAAUCAGGUGCUAGAUGAAAUUGGUGUUGAUGUUGCAUCACAGUUGUCAGCAGCUCCCCGAGGGAGAGUUGCAGGAAAGAAGAGUGAGGAUGUUGGAAGUUCGGGUGUGGAUGAGCUUGAGAAGAGGCUUGCAGCCCUAAGAAACUCAUGAGCUGAAGAUAGAGUAUGCAUUUAGUAUCACCUACCGAUUCGAUAAAUUUUGGUGUCAGAUUACUUUUUAUUUUGGAAAGAACCUUUACUGUAUGUGUUGGCCCUUUGUAUGUGGAUAAAAGGUUGACCUUUUUCUUGUGGAGUUUUAUUCAAGCGCCAAGGCAAUACUAUACAUAUGCUGCACCUACAACUGCUUGAGAAGAACCCAGUUCAUGGGAUCACUCAUCAGGAUGGUUUCCCAGUGACUGCUUGGUUUCGAUUUAUUCAGAGGUGGCCAGUAUCUACAGCAUUUUGUGAACAUGAAACCCAGCUCCAGAAAAUAAAACAUCUCAACAUCUGCACAUUUUGUUCAGUUUGUACUUUAAGAAUCUGCUAAGCUGGGAUUGGACAUUUUUUUUGUGGAUUGUUUAAAGAAUUAUAAGUUAUUUUUUCUUUUUAAAAUCAUUUGGGUAGUUUAAUGAUCAAAACUCAAAAAUGUAAAGGUAGGUACUGUUUGAGCCUGACAUAAUGAAAAGGUCUCAUGAGUUUCAGUAUCCAAA